UAAUGCAUUUAUGGAGAACUUUAAUUCUUCAUUCCCCUCAUUCUUUCAUACUUCAAUAUAGAUGUUCAUCAAACUGGAGAAAUGCCAUCCAUGGUGACGGAGAACCUGCCCAGAGAAACAUCUGCAGGAACCUCUACAGACAGCCUGGAUACAUCCUGGAUACCUCUGCCCUCUCACAGCUCUGCCACGCAUCAAACCUCGACUGUUGCUGCCUUGCCUCGCUCUCGCAGCAUGCCAUCACUGAGUUCCACUGCGAAGAGCAAGGAACAUACACAACAAAAGCGAUCUCCGAGUUUACCUGAUAUCACAUUACAGGACAGCUUUGAGAGGUUCACGCCUGAGAUCUCUGAUGAUGGAAACAGUGAAAUCUACAGGUUCCAGUGCAGCAGUCCAGGCCUGUACCAGUGCAGUGUGACAGGCCUGGUGUUUAACAUGGAGGGAGAAGGGGAUGUGACUUACAGGAUCGUCCACUGGGACCGGAGGCUGCUCGCUCAGCAUCACAAGAAGCCUGCAGGACCGCUGUUUGACAUCAGAUGCCAGCAGCAGUCUGUCUGCCAGCUUCAUCUCCCACAUUGUGAGGUCAGAUCUACAGGUGCAUGUCAGUUCUUGUCAGUGGCUCAUGUGACCAACGAGGGCACUGAUUUCAUCCUUCCACAUGAGAUAACAGAAACUCAUAUUGUUAUCAACAUCACUGGAUUUUCUGCAUAUGGUAAUGUCAAGGAUGAAGACUCACCGCCCGAUCCGAUCAGGGCGGCGGUGCUGCUGUUCUACACUCCUCCAGUUGAUCCUGAUCUUAAAUGCUUCCUUUAUGUGUUGUUGGUGCCUAGAACCGUUGUUGUUUCUAGGUUCUGGGAUGUGCAGAACAAAAGGAGAAAAAUAAAUGCAGAUGAGAUGUACAUAGAGACACCACCACACUGUAAACUCCAGCCAAAUCAGGAGUACACACUGUCCACGUCUCCUGAGGAUGAAUCAGUUCUAAUACAACCAAAGAAGGCAGAAUUUGAUGACGAUGUCGAGAACUAUUUGUCUCAUUUUAAAGUGACUUUAGGACAAAUCAGGGGAAAUAUUAAUCUGUCUCUCACAGACAGUAACAGCUCCCUCUGUGUAUGGGAAGGGCAAGUAGAUCUUCCAUCAGCUGCCAUAAGGAAGCCCCAGAGUCAGAGUGUUGUGGGUCUCCCUCCAGACAAACAUUUGUUCUCUAUACGUAAAGCCUUCAUCGACAGAGUAUCAGGACCUGUGCUCCAAAGUCUGCUGGACAGGCUUUUAGAGAAACAGGUGAUAAAUGACUCUGAGAAGGAGGCAGCAGAUGCAAAGCAAAAUAAAAAGGAAAUGGCCAGUUUUGUCAUCGACACGGUGAGGAACAAAGGGGAGCGUGCUAGUUCACAGAUGAUCACAUUUCUCUGUGAGGAAGACAAGUACCUCUCUGAAAGCCUUGGGUUGAUGUGAAAACACAACUAACCAAAUAGUGAUGAAGAUAAAAUGAUAAAUGAAGAACUGACCAUUUAAACUCAAUGGCCGCCCAAAACAUCUCUUGUGCAAUAAUGUGAACAUAUCCUAAUGACCAUAAAAUUUAGAUUGACCAAAGAAUAAAAAUGGGACGAGGUGUCGGUGUUCCUCAGCGCCCAAACUACUGUCAGCACUUCUCCCCUCAGAUAUUCAGCUUGUGAGCGUGUCUGUCCAAAGCACCUUGAUUUCUCAUAGAGGAAACACCGUGAACUCUCAGUGGACCCAACCUUGACUCAUAAUUUGGGUUCUUGUGUCCAGCCUGUGGACUGUAAAAAAAUU
This is a messenger RNA of Myripristis murdjan (pinecone soldierfish), 1785 nucleotides long. Its product is annotated as NACHT, LRR and PYD domains-containing protein 1-like. Lineage: Eukaryota; Metazoa; Chordata; Actinopteri; Holocentriformes; Holocentridae. The transcript has a single exon. The coding region runs from base 82 to 1446 and encodes 454 amino acids. Gene Ontology annotation, biological process: regulation of apoptotic process. The record is from RefSeq and is a predicted model, not a curated record.